This is a messenger RNA of Styela clava, 2168 nucleotides long. RefSeq names its product transcription factor COE3-like. Gene Ontology annotation, biological process: regulation of DNA-templated transcription. The record is from RefSeq and is a predicted model, not a curated record. Lineage: Eukaryota; Metazoa; Chordata; Ascidiacea; Stolidobranchia; Styelidae. Gene Ontology annotation, molecular function: DNA-binding transcription factor activity; DNA binding.
GUUGUAAGGUUUUCAGUAAUCACAAUCUGAAUAUUCUUAAUUAAGUUACGCAUGUUUUAUUAGUUCGAAAAUAAGUAAUUGUCAAAAAAUAGGAAAACCUAUUUUAACACUAAUUUUGUUAGAGAAUGACGGCCUUGAGUGGACAACAACUAGCGCCUGUGCGAGGGUGGGUGCAAACUGGACUGGUGGACACACUGCCCAGUGUUGGACUUCACCGGGCACAUUUUGAGAAGCAUCCGCCAAGUAAUCUACGGAAAAGCAAUUUUUUCCAUUUUGUAUUAGCGCUGUAUGAUAGGCAGGGACAACCAGUAGAAAUUGAAAGAACGGCAUUUAUUGACUUCGUCGAAAACGAAAGGGAAGGAGGCACAGCAUCGGAAAAAACAAAUAAUGGAAUCCAUUAUAGGCUUCAGUUGCUCUAUCAUAGCGGGGUUCGUACUGAACAAGAUCUCUACGUUCGUCUCAUCGAUUCAGUCACCAAACAGGCAAUUUGUUAUGAGGGUCAGGAUAAAAAUCCAGAAAUGCGCCGCGUUCUUCUCACGCAUGAAAUCAUGUGCAGUCGAUGUUGCGAGAAAAAAAGUUGUGGAAAUAGAAACGAAACUCCGUCUGAUCCAGUCAUUAUUGACAGGUACUUCUUGAAAUUCUUCCUGAAAUGCAAUCAAAAUUGUUUGAAAAAUGCGGGAAAUCCUCGAGAUAUGAGAAGAUUUCAGGUUGUCGUGUCGACCACAGUUCACGUAGAUGGCCACGUACUCGCCGUUUCAGAUAAUAUGUUUGUUCACAAUAAUUCAAAACACGGUAGAAGAGCAAGAAGACUGGAACCGGCAGAAGCCACGCCUGUCAUCAAAGCAAUGAGCCCAAGCGAAGGGUGGACGACCGGAGGAGCAACUGUUAUUAUCGUGGGAGAUCACUUUUUUGAUGGAAUACAAGUUGUCUUCGGAUCUAUGAUCGUGUGGAGUGAGCUAAUCACACAGCACGCACUUCGAGUACAAACUCCUCCUCGACAUUUACCUGGAGUCGUAGAAGUUACACUUUCAUACAAAAACAAGCAAUUUUGUAAAGGUUCGCCGGGAAGAUUCGUAUACACAGCGCUAAAUGAACCGACCAUUGACUACGGGUUCCAAAGGCUGUUAAAAUCGAUACCAAGACACCCUGGUGACCCGGAGCGACUGCCAAAGGAAAUAGUCUUGAAACGAGCGGCUGACGUCAUGGAAGCCUUCAUGUCCCGCCCGUACAACCAAAUGCCUGCAGCUCCACCACCGCCACUCCAAAAUACUUUUACAAGUUCUUCAAGCGCGAUGAUGGCUGCCAGCAUGGGAGGAUAUAACGGAGUGACAGUACCAAACCAAUAUUCUUCAUUCACGACGCCGGAUCGCCUGGACUCUGCCAACGGUAGCGACUCCGGCUAUUCCAGAGGAAACAGUGUGUCCCCAAAAACGGGAUUCUCUCCUCAUUCGACUCCACACAGCAGCGUAAACAUGGGACUGUCUUCAAUAGGCGCUGUAACAAAUGCGCCGCCAUACGGAAGUGCAAUGAACGGCUAUGCUGGUGCACCAACAUUCACAAAUAUGACGAAUACUUCGGCGAAUAUGUUCUGUAAUCCUGGAUUAUUGCCACCAUCUCCAAAUGCAGCCGUGAACGGACUUCCAGCACCCGGUACAACUCCUGGAAUAUUCAGUUUCUCACCUGCUAACAUGAUAUCGGCUGUGAAACAGAAAAGUGCUUUUGCUCCUGUAAUCCGAGCUCAUAAUACACCAUCGCCAAGCAACAGUUCUGUUGCAGAGAAUGCAUCCUUACACGAAAUCAACGCAUACACAUGAUAUUCACAUAUCAAAAAGAAAAAUACCUGUCAAUAAGAGAGAAAAUGUUGACUUUUGACCUAACCAGUUGAUGAAUCUAUGCAAAACGGGAUGUAAGCCGUCGUCGCUCUAAGACGCCAGGAAUGUGGAAACUAUGACAUCUAUAUAUAUUUUUGUCAACAAUUUGAUACGUUUUUGUGCACUUUUUGCAAAUAAGUUAUUAUCAACGUUUUAAAUAAUGCUUCUUUCUGCACAUACUGGCUUCAAUCCUUUUUGCAUCCAACCUUAUGUUCGCUUGUUUUGUUCAAUUUUUCUAGAUAUUGUUACUAUUCUUACUACUAUUGUUACAAAAUAAACGUAUUUUCUUGGUCCAUU